GAGCGUGGUGUGGAUGGUCAAAUUGGAGAUGAAUCCUCGGAAUUGUGUAUGCGACUGUUUGACGCAGCAGACCAAUAUUCUGUGGAACAUUUGAGCGUGCGAUUUGAUCACGGGGUGAUGCGGCCAUUAAGACCAUUGGACCCUUGCACCAUUGGGCAGCACAUACCACCGAUACAGUUUUGUCCAGACGGACAAGAAUUGAAACAAGGACGGCCGGUUGACGGCACUCCACCAGGACAUGUUUGUCGUUGA
This is a messenger RNA of Anisakis simplex (herring worm), 252 nucleotides long. NCBI's taxonomy places the organism in Eukaryota, Metazoa, Nematoda, Chromadorea, Rhabditida, Anisakidae. The record is from the annotation of a GenBank genome assembly.